CUAACACAACGCACUCCUCCAGGCUUAAACUCAAAUGGCACCUCUCUUUCGUCACACUAGCAGUACAAUCUGCUUUUUCUGUAGGUCUGCCAUAAAGCCUGCACCGCCAGAUCAGCGAUCUUUCCGCUGUCCACACUGUGACUGUUGGAACCGCUAUGAUGCGAACGGCGAAAUCAUGUCAGAUGAACCUGCCAUGCACGACGAAUCCCUGAACUCAAAGUCCUUUGCAAAGCGAGCCUCUCCCAGCAAGGACCGCCUGCCGUCCAUGUACGGAACCGGCCAGUUCUGUCAUACAUGCCAGACAAACCAAAUGCUCUUGGUUAACCUUCUCUCAAACUACCUACCGCCACCACAUCAUCCGGACUAUGCGCAGCGUUUGGAGAAACUUCCAGAAUAUCGUGAAUCGUUGCACGUCCGAUAUCCUCCGGUGUGUGCCAACUGCAUGCCUGCUGUCGAAGAGGAGAUCCGGAAGAAGGACCAUAUGGCUCGGACAAAGGCACUGGGUGGAUGGUUAAUUGACAGCAGAGGCAAGGAGAAGCAGAGACAAGUUACGGGAUCCAGCAGGGAGAGAGAAAAACUCCAGACACAUUUGUUUCUGUGGAGACUAAGAGGGUUUCUAUGGUUUAUGACGUUGGCGGUAGCUGUUGUCGUUCACUUGUCUGGUACGCCAACACAUUCUCACAGUUCUGCUUCACCAUCCAUCAUAUCUGAUUCUCAUGCUGCAGUGGUGUUAAAACUCCAUUUCCCCGAUGUUCUAGGUCAUGCGCGACAGGUUCUUCCUCUUAUCGCACUAUGUAGUCUAUUUUGGACUGCAUGGGACCCGACAUACUACUCCUUCCGGAAGGCACGAAUACAAGGUCGCGAUCUCCGCGUUCACGGCAAGAAACAUUAUAUUAUUCUGCAAAUGACCGCAUGGUUCUCCAGAUUGCUAUCAUCUAUUCUUCUCGCACUGUCAUUGCACUCGCCUUCUCGGGAUUACUUGCAUCUUUCGCGAUAUCCAGCAUCAUCACGAACGCAUUACUAUUGUCUAAUAUCACUCAUCGCUGAAGUAUUCAUCUGUGCUACCUCAUUCGUCGCGCUGCGCGUACAGAAGCCUCCGCCGAUUCGUUUAAUUGAUACCUCUAGCCACCAGCAUCUAGCCGCCGCCUCUGCGCAUCCUACACCUGAGAUUUCCCCUCGUCCAUCACCUGCACCCCAUACGCGAACCGCUAGCGAACCAGACCUCCUCGCAUCCCUCUCACUCUCAUCAAAUCCCGUAAUGUCUCCCAGUAACCCGAUAUUCGGCCUUCCUUCUCUUAUGGCAUCCAACUCAACAUACACGGGCUCUCAAAAUAAGGAUGAAGAUGACGAUGACGAUGCUAUGGACUGGACCCCUACGGUUCCUUCCCCCGCAAAGUCGAGGAAGAUCCUUAAUGACGAUGAUGACGGUUCGUGGGUCAGGCCACAGCGCUUCUUCCCUCCAGAGCGGCCGACGGGCCUGGAGUCCUUGUUCGCAAGUACCAAAUUGGACGAUAGAGAUCAGAAGCCUUCAUCUGCUGCACAUCCCACUCAUACACGGACUACCCUAAGCGUGUUUGUGGUGCGCUGGUGGUGGGCAGGCGCCACGUUGAUCCUAAUCCCUCUUGCGGCUUUAGGGUUCAAUUUCUGGCAAGGAAUGCCAACGAUACGAGAGAAAUUGACUUAGCUCCGACUACGUUGUGUAGAUUACAGU
This is a messenger RNA of Suillus subalutaceus, 1711 nucleotides long. RefSeq names its product Ima1 N-terminal domain-containing protein. The record is from RefSeq and is a predicted model, not a curated record. Bases 35 to 1684 code for a protein of 549 amino acids. The transcript is spliced from 5 exons. Gene Ontology annotation, cellular component: nuclear inner membrane; mitotic spindle pole body; microtubule organizing center attachment site. Lineage: Eukaryota; Fungi; Basidiomycota; Agaricomycetes; Boletales; Suillaceae. Gene Ontology annotation, biological process: nuclear inner membrane organization.